This is a messenger RNA of Eutrema salsugineum, 957 nucleotides long. RefSeq names its product glutathione S-transferase T3-like. The coding region runs from base 1 to 957 and encodes 318 amino acids. NCBI's taxonomy places the organism in Eukaryota, Viridiplantae, Streptophyta, Magnoliopsida, Brassicales, Brassicaceae. The record is from RefSeq and is a predicted model, not a curated record. The transcript is spliced from 4 exons.
AUGGAUGCUGAUCUUUCACAUCAUCCGAAUAAUUGCCAAGUUUCAUCAAGUUUUUUGGGGUUUACAAGUUACAAGCGAGACUUGUAUAAAUGCAUCAAAGCGAGAGUCAUGAUGAGUCAACAAGAACCAUCACUCGCCGAACCCUUUCCAUACCUCGACCAAGUCCCUCUUUUCAGUACUCAGGGCUCACAGCCUUCUAACCUCAACGAAAUGCCUACAGAGCGACGUGAAAGAAAACAAUGGAGCCCAGCAGAGGACAUCUUGCUCAUUUCGGCUUGGCUAAACACAAGCAAGGACUCUGUGGUUGGCAACGAGCAAAGGUUAGGAGCUUUUUGGCAGAGAGUCUCGUUGUACUAUGCAGAAAACCUGCAUACGGCUGGAAGUGAAGCACGCGAAGCAGGGCAGUGUAAGCAGCGUUGGCAUAAGAUAAAUGACCUCGUAAGCAAAUUUUGUGGAGCUUAUGAGGCAGCAUCAAGAGAGAAAGCUAGUGGGAUAAAUGAAAACGACGUCCUAAAGAUGGCUCACCAAAUUUUUUUCAGUGAUCAUAAGAAAAAAUUCACUCUAGAGCAUGCUUGGAAGGAGUUGCGGAAUGACCAAAAAUGGUCUGAGCUUACCUCAUCAAAAGCCGAUGAAACCAUUAAAAAGAGAAGGGCUGAGGAGGGAUUACCUAAACCAAGUGCAAGACCAGAGGAAGUCAACAAUGGCGAGGGUGGUCAGACAACCAGCCGACCAGGUGGUGUGAAGGCUGCAAAAGCCAACGACAAAAAAAAUAAGGAAAAGGAGUUAGGCCUGUCCCAGUUUCAAAGCAUGUGGACAAUCAAGAAAGAGGACAAUGCAGUGCAAGAGAGACUAUCAAUGCAUCGGCUUCUAGAGAAUCUCAUUGCAAAAGGAGAUACCUUAACUGAGGUUGAAGCAGCUCUCAAGCAGAAGCUGAUAACAGAUAUCUUAUCUACUUAG